UUUCUUUCAUAGAUACAACGAUUUCGAGGCAGCGAACCAAAACAUACUGCGUGACCAUAUACAGGACGCCAGUGAUCUCGGCAUACUCUCACAUAUGAAGGAUUGAGAUUUCAAAUCAUCGUUUGCUGGCAUGUCACUUCUUUCCCAGUCGGCCUCAUUAGGAAGCCUUACCGGCCCUGCCAAGUUGGACGCGGUCAAGAAGCUUCUGGACAAGCUGAGUGAAGAGCUCAAGAGUGCAUCCCUCCAGCCUCAAGAGCGUGAUGCCGCUCUCGAGGAGCUCAAAGUGUACGGCCGGGAUCCGAACAAUGCGGAUCCUAUUUUCACGAAGGAGGGCAUGGAGACCGUCACGAAAUUUGCCUUCGAUCACCCUUCAGACACCACAUCCCGGAACGCACUCAGAGUCCUCUGCAAUGCCCUGUUCCUCAAACCCGAGACAAGGCAAAUCUUCGUAGAUCUGGGAUACGAACCCAAAGCAUGCAGCAAACUGAAAAAUGACAGCCGGGACGACGAGUUCCUCGUCUCCAGGCUCAUCCUCCUCACUACCUACGGCACGAGCAUCGACCUCUCAACCCUGAUAGAGCAGCACCACUUAGCCGACUCUAUCAUCCAGAACCUCUCAAGGCAUGCUAGCAGGUUCGCCACGGAAGCGGUCGCUCCAGCCAGAGCAGGCCCGAUGGAGCAGAUGGCCUUGGCCGAAACCCUCAAACUUCUCUUCAACGUCACCAAUUUUGCCAAAAGCCACACCAGCGCCUUCGACCCAGCGCUGCCGCACAUCACAACCAUCCUCCGUUUCCACGACCUCCCACAAACGAAAACUCCACUUGAACCCCCUUUCGGCCUCUUGAUCAAUGCCCUCCUAAACCUCGACCUAAACUCAGCUACUGCCCAAUCCUCCCUAUACCCACCAUCGGAGCCCACUCGUAUCGCACACCGCCUCAUCCACCUCCUGGACCUUUCCAUGAAGUCCUACACCGACACAGACCUCGACCAGGCCGUGACCCCGCUCAUCUGCGUCCUGUCUUCGAUCCAUGAACACGCCCCCGGCCAGAACGACGGUGACACUGUCCGCACCUUCAUCCGCAGCAAACUCCUCCCCACGGAGGAAGACCGCCAGAGCGUGCUCGGCAAGACCGACUCACUCCCCUCGCGGCUCCUGCGCAACUGGACGAACCCGAUGGCGCCGCAGUUCCGGAGCGCCGUGGGCCACCUCUACUUUGACAUCUCCGGGAAGGAUGCCGCUAAGUUCGUUGAGAAUGUUGGGUAUGGCUAUGCGUCCGGGUUCUUGUUCGAGAAGGGAAUCCCGCUUCCUCAGGGGGCGGUGGAGCAAAGCGGCGAAGAUUCCACGAGUCGGACUGGUGGUGCCGGAAGGCCGGUGAAUCCCAUUACGGGCCAGUUCUUGGACGAAGAGAAGUUGCCUGACGUACCGGAGAUGACUAUGAAGGAGAAGGAAAGGGAGGCGGAGAAGCUGUUUGUGCUGUUUGAGAGGCUGAAGCAGACAGGUGUGAUGUCGGUGCAGAACCCGGUAGAGAAGGCAGUGCAGGAGGGCCGGUUCGAGGAGCUGCCGGAUGAUUAUGAGGACCUGGAUUAGUACCUUUGGAGGUGGUUUGGAUAAGCGUAUCCUCAUGGCACUUCUGCUAGUUCUCAGCGAUGAAGCUCGCUAUGAGUGUAGUUUUCCGGCACUGUGAUUGAUGACAGUUGAGUGAGUGUCAUUUUAGAUGUGUGACACCUUGCUUGAGGCCACGGUAUGAGGUGCCUCCACGGAGCCAGAUCAGGCCUCCAGGGCAGCCCGUGUCCUCAAGGCAGCCCGUGUCCGGGCUUGUUUGCUGAGAGGAACCGACGCAAAGUCUUGGUUCAACAUCAGACACAGCUGUUCAGAAACUACCCUAGGUGUAGAGUGAUCGUCAUUAGGUAC
Chaetomium strumarium is the source of this 1912-nucleotide messenger RNA. RefSeq names its product guanine nucleotide exchange factor synembryn-like protein. Gene Ontology annotation, cellular component: cytoplasm. The record is from RefSeq and is a predicted model, not a curated record. Gene Ontology annotation, molecular function: guanyl-nucleotide exchange factor activity; G-protein alpha-subunit binding. The coding region runs from base 131 to 1588 and encodes 485 amino acids. NCBI's taxonomy places the organism in Eukaryota, Fungi, Ascomycota, Sordariomycetes, Sordariales, Chaetomiaceae. Gene Ontology annotation, biological process: G protein-coupled receptor signaling pathway. The transcript is spliced from 5 exons.